This is a messenger RNA of Amaranthus tricolor (Joseph's coat), 4234 nucleotides long. Its product is annotated as structural maintenance of chromosomes protein 2-1-like. The record is from RefSeq and is a predicted model, not a curated record. NCBI's taxonomy places the organism in Eukaryota, Viridiplantae, Streptophyta, Magnoliopsida, Caryophyllales, Amaranthaceae. Gene Ontology annotation, biological process: chromosome organization. Gene Ontology annotation, cellular component: chromosome. Gene Ontology annotation, molecular function: ATP hydrolysis activity; ATP binding; protein binding. The transcript has 21 exons. The coding region runs from base 177 to 3725 and encodes 1182 amino acids.
CUCAUCCCACUCUAUCUCUCUCCUCAUUUCCUCAUUUAUCAGUUUAACGUUCUUUAGAUUUUAAAUUCCCAACUUCCGACAUAUUUAAACUCAAAUUUUUCCAACAAAUUCUACUUGAAACCCAAUUAAAUUAUCCCCAAUUUCUAGGGUUUCCAUUUCCGAACUCCAAAUUAACCAUGCACAUCAAAGAGAUCUGUUUAGAAGGGUUCAAAUCAUACGCUACGAGAACCGUAGUUUCUGGAUUUGACCCCUUUUUUAACGCAAUUACAGGGUUAAAUGGUUCUGGAAAAUCCAACAUUUUAGACUCUAUUUGUUUUGUUCUUGGUAUUACGAACUUACAGCAAGUUCGAGCUUCUAAUCUUCAGGAGUUGGUAUACAAGCAAGGCCAGGCAGGGAUUACAAAGGCGACUGUUUCAAUUAUUUUUGAUAAUUCGGAUCGUAGUCGAAGUCCUUUAGGGUAUGAGGAUUGUCCUGAGAUUACUGUCACUCGUCAGAUUGUUGUUGGUGGAAGGAACAAGUAUUUGAUUAAUGGGCACCUUGCUCAACCUAGCAGAGUACAAAACCUCUUCCACUCUGUCCAGCUCAAUGUGAAUAAUCCUCAUUUUCUCAUAAUGCAAGGGCGUAUUACAAAAGUUUUGAACAUGAAACCUCCAGAAAUAUUGUCUAUGCUAGAAGAGGCGGCUGGAACUAGGAUGUACGAGAAUAAGAAAGAUUCUGCUUUGAAAACACUUGAAAAAAAGCAAAGCAAAGUUGAUGAGAUUGACAAGCUUCUUGGACUAGAAAUCUUACCUGCUUUGGAAAAGUUGAGGAAAGAAAAAAUGCAAUACAUGCAAUGGGCUAAUGGGAAUGCAGAGUUAGAUAGGCUUAAAAGGUUUUGCAUUGCUUAUGAGUAUAUGCAAGCAGAGAGGAUAAAAGAUGGUGCAGUCUACGAGGUGGAACAAAUAAAGGCAAAGAUUGCUGAAGUCGACACUGAUGCAUCUAGCAUGAAGUCUGAGCUUCAAGAGAUGGAUGCCAAAGUAUCUGAAUUGACUGCUGAGAAGGAAGCAAGUAUGGGUGGUGAAAUAAAGACUUUGCAGCAGAAAGUAGAUUCUUUAGCUAAUGAUCUAGUGAGGGAGACAUCUGUGCUGAAAAAUAAAGAAGAUACUCUCAAAAGUGAAAAAAAGAAUGCUGAUAAGGUUACCAAAAACAUCGAAGAAUUGAAACAUUCUGUGGAAGAUAGGGCUAUGGCUGUCAAAAAGGCCGAAGAAGGUGCAGCUGAUCUUAAACAAAGAGCUCAGGAACUUUCUAAAGAUCUAGAUGAGUCUGAGAAAGAAUAUCAGGGUGUGCUGGCUGGUAAGAGCAAUCAAAAUGAAGAUAAAUGCUUGGAGGAUCAAUUGGCAGAUGCUAAAGUGGCAGUAGGAAACGUGGAAAUAGAGGUAAAGCAACUAAAAACACAAAUAUCACAUGGCGAAAAAGAAUUGAAAGAGAAAACUACUCAAUUGAAGUCAAAGUGUAAUGAGGCUACUGCUGUAGAAAAUGAACUGAAUAGUAGGAAAAAAGAAGUUGAAGUUGUUAGGAAGGCAUUGGAGUCCCUCACAUUUAAUGAAGAUCAAAAUUCUCACAUGGAAGCUUUGCAGCAGGAGCGUGCAGUUGAAUUGGAGGAAGUGCAGAAACUCAAAGAUAAAAUAAGAGGUCUUUCGGCACAAUUGGCAAAUGUUGACUUCACCUACCGUGAUCCAACCAGGAAUUUUGAGCGGUCAAAGGUAAAAGGUGUUGUUGCAAAGCUCAUUAAAAUAAAAGAUAGAUCGACAAUGACUGCAUUGGAGGUUGUGGCUGGUGGUAGAUUGUAUAAUGUCGUUGUUGACACAGAAACUACUGGUAAACAACUUCUACAAAAUGGAGAUCUACGAAGAAGGGUAACCAUUAUACCACUGAACAAAAUUCAAGCACAUGUCAUUCCUAAUGAUAAACAGCGCGCUGCUGCUAAUAUGGUUGGAAAGGAGAAUGCAAAAUUGGCUCUUUCACUUGUGGAAUAUGAUAAGGAGCUGAAGAGUGCUAUGGAGUAUGUGUUUGGAUCCACCUUUGUGUGCAAAACCAGAGAAGCUGCUGUAAAGGUUGCUUUUAAUAAAGAAGGUAACAUUGAUAUCAGGGAACCAUGUGUCACUCUUGAAGGGGAUAUCUUUCAGCCAAGUGGUCUCCUUACAGGUGGUAGUCGUAGAGGUGGAGGUGAAUUGCUAGGAUGUCUCGCUACUUUGGCAGAGGCUGAGAUAGACCUUUCUACUCACCAAAAGAGAUUAUCAGAAAUAGAAACAGAGAUUUCUCAGCUUCUUCCGCUUCAAAAGAAGUUUACUGAACUUAACAAUCAGUUAAAACUGAAAGAAUAUGAACUUGAAUUAUUCAAGGGUCGCGCUGAACAAAACGAGCAUCACAAGCUUGGUGAGAUGGUGAAGAAAAUUAAGCAGGAUCUGUCAGAUGCAAGAACUUCCUUGAAGGAAAAGCAAGUAGCUUAUCAAAAUGGGGUUGAGAGGGUUUCUACUCUUGAGAAAUCAAUUAAGGAUUAUGAUAAAAAUAGGGGUGCCAGGCUUAAAGAUUUGGAGAAGAAGAUUAAGGCACUGAAGAGUCAAAUGCAAUUAGCGUCUAAAGAUCUUAAGGGGCAUGAAAAUCAAAGAGAAAAGCUUAUAAUGGAAAUGGAUGCUGUAGCUGAAGAACGUGCUUCCUUGGAGAGCCAACUUGAUUCUCUGCAGACUCAAAUACAAAGUCUGGUUGAUGAAAUCAAUGAGCAGAAAGUCAAGGUGGCUUCCAUAAAGGAACACCAUGAUCAGGUUCUAUCAGAUCUCAAUGCUGCUCGUUCAAAGUUAAAAGAAUGUGACUCACAAAUAAGUUGCAUUUUAAAGGAGCAGCAAAAGCUCCAAAGCAAAAUAAGCGAAGCAAGUCUUGAGAGGAAGAAGAUGGAAAACGAGGUGAGAAGGAUGGAGGAGGAACAGAAAGAAUGUUCUUUGAAGGUUGACAAAUUAGUUGAGAAGCAUUCUUGGAUUGCAUCUGAGAAACAACUUUUUGGAAGAAGUGGAAGUGACUAUGAUUUCGCAUCUUGUGAUCCUCUUAGAGCCAGGGAAGAACUGGAGAGAUUACAGGGAGAACAAUCUAGUCUAGAAAAAAGGGUAAACAAAAAGGUUAUGGCCAUGUUUGAGAAAGCAGAGGAUGAGUAUAACAAUUUGAUAUCCAAGAAGAACAUUAUUGAGAAUGACAAGGCCAAAAUCAAGAAGGUCAUUGAAGAGCUUGAUGAGAAGAAGAAGGAGACCUUGAAAGUCACUUGGGUGAAAGUGAACAACGACUUUGGGUCCAUCUUUUCCACAUUAUUGCCAGGAACUACAGCUAAGUUGGAGCCUCCUGAAGGUGGCACCUUCUUAGAUGGACUUGAGGUUCGUGUUGCCUUUGGAGGAGUUUGGAAACAGUCCUUGUCUGAACUAAGUGGAGGCCAACGUUCUCUGCUUGCACUUUCGUUGAUAUUGGCUUUGCUUCUGUUUAAACCUGCUCCACUCUACAUACUUGACGAGGUUGAUGCAGCUCUUGAUCUGAGCCACACGCAAAAUAUUGGAAGGAUGAUCAAAGCACACUUCCCUCACUCUCAGUUCAUUGUGGUGUCCCUCAAAGAAGGAAUGUUCAACAACGCAAAUGUCCUAUUUCGCACCAAAUUCGUUGAUGGAGUUUCAACUGUUCAGAGAAAUGUCGCAGCUAAGCAGAAGUGAUUCCCUCGUGUCCAUAUUAACAGAUCCUGAUUUGUUUCGGUUUCUUGACUAUCGACACUCCUUCGGGCUGACCAUCAGUUAUGCAUUUCCAGAAAUACACAAAAUGGUUGCUUACCAUUGGAAAUUUGGAUCAAUCUUUCAGUUUUACAGCAUUGCCAGUCUUGUGUUGGGUUUGGCUGAUAUAUUCUCUAUAUGUAUGUUGUGUAUAGCAAGUGUUAGUUUUUGCUAGCCUUUGUAUUUUAAUAACUAUUGCAUUGUUGAAGUAAUUCAAGAGCAAGACUUUGUUAAUUUUUAACAUAUAUUCCGUCUGUUUCUUUGAGUUUGCUACUGAAAGUGACAUUUUCUUUAUAAUCACUUUCAGUAGCAAACUCAAAGAAUAGGAAUACUCGUUCUUUGAUCAGCUAGUCUCUUGAGAGACCGUCUUUUUGAGAGACGUAUCUCAAGCCUAGCCCAUUAAAGAUUAAUGUCUACUUGCCAUAUUCUUAAUGUCUACUUAUAUUAUUUUUAAU